AAGGGAAGUUGGCAUGCCAAACGGUGCAAGAGGAAGAGGGGUAUUACGCUUCUUCACCCGAUUCCGUGUUAUAUGAUCCAAUUUGUUAAUAAUAGCAUUUUGGCCAAUAAUGAAAAUAAUUUUCCAGCUCUGUAUAAUAAUGGUGUCUAUUUCAUCGGGGUGUUGUGAGAUGCAGACUACAACUUGCAAUUAAUAAAUACAGUUGUACAUUACACGAUUCAUUCGACUCUUAUUGUGGUACAAUGGCAAGUACAAAAUAUGAAAGAGGGCUCUGACGGUGCUGUGAGUUUUGAUUGGCAGAAUGUGAAGACACAUGUCAAAUAGAAAUAUGAUACCACAUAUCAAAUAGUACAUAAUUAUCGAGUGUGCUCAUGUGAAAUUAUAUGAAUGCACAAUAAAAAGGUGAAUCAAUUUAACUGUGCGUACUUGCACAAAUUGCGAUGACAAACAAGAUUCAAAUAAGUUAAAGUCAUUGUUAAAGAAGAAAUUUAUCAUCUUUUAUGGAAGAAACCAAUUUGAAUUAAAACAUGUUAGAGGAAGAAUUUACUUCAAUUGCUUUACCUACGUUGUCUACCAUGUUACUUUUCCUAUUUACAUUAUAUUUCUUCCGAUAUCUUAUAGGAGAGACUCAUAUUCCCAUCAGAGAUGUUACUAAACAGCAUAAUUGGAAAUCUACUAGAAAGGAAACUAAGGCAUAUUAUUGUAGUAUAUGCGAAGGUUUGUUAUUAAAUACUGAUGGAUUGAUGUGUGAUUGCUGUGGCGUGUGUGCGGAUCCUACUUGUGUCAAGGUUGCAGAUAAACAAUUAAAGUGUAAAGUUAUUAGUUUAAACACGAAUGAGCCAAUGAAGCAUCAUUGGGUAAAGGGCAAUUUACCUCUAAUCGCUGUAUGUGAAGUAUGUAACGAAGAAUGUGAUAUGGAACCUGGUCUAACAGAUUGGUGGUGUUGCUGGUGUCAAAGAAGUGUUCAUGAAGAUUGUAAACCUAAUCUCUCUGAAAUAUGCGAUCUUGGUAAAUUUAAACUGAUGAUAAUUCCACCAAGCAGUUUAGAAGUUGUAAAUCAACGAAGUACAGUACGACGUAGAUUACAACUUCGCACAGUUAUACCACCAAAUUGGCCUCAUUGGAAACCUCUUAUAGUUGUUGCGAACAAAAAAUCUGGCAAUAAAGAUGGAGCAGAAAUCUUGUCCUUAUUCAGAAGGUUAUUGAAUCCUGCUCAAGUUGUUGAUUUAUCAGAACGUGAUCCAGUUGCAGCUCUUGAGUGGUGCCGCUUAAUAGGAAAAGUAAAAUGUACUGUUCUUGUAGCAGGUGGAGAUGGUACAAUAGCUUGGUUAUUAAAUGCUAUUUAUAAACUUAAAUUGGAGCCAGUUCCAUCUGUGGCAAUAAUUCCUUUGGGCACAGGGAAUGAUUUAUCUAGAGUAUUAGGAUGGGGAAAGGAACAUGAUCCGCAAAGGGAUCCAGCAUAUAUAUUACAAGAAAUACAAGCGGCACAAGAAGUGAAACUUGACAGAUGGUCUGUGGUGGUGAAACCAUAUGGCGGAUUAGGACUUCGGGGUUCACAUCAGAAAUUUCAUAUGUAUAAUUAUAUAGGUAUUGGAGUGGAUGCACAAGUAACGUUACAAUUCCAUCGUACAAGAGAAAGUCGAUUUUACUUUUAUAGUAGUAGAUUAUUCAAUAAGCUACUAUACCUAUGUUUUGGCACGCAACAAGUAGUGGAAAGAGAAUGUAAAGAUCUUGACAAAAAUAUAGAAUUAUAUUUAGAUGGUGUUAAAAUGGAUUUGCCAUCUAUUGAGGGUAUUGUGAUAUCAAAUAUUCCUUCUUGGGGUGCUGGCGUGAAUCUUUGGAAUACAGGUCGUGGUGAAGAAUAUGUAAAACAAAGUUUUAAUGACGAAAAAUUGGAAGUAAUUGCUCUUUAUUCUUCAUUUCAUAUGGCUCAGCUUCAAGUAGGACUUUCUCAGCCUUAUCGAAUUGGCCAAGCUAAGUCUGUUAAGAUGAAGUUACUAAAAUCUUAUGCCAUGCAAAUUGAUGGCGAACCGUGGUAUCAACAUCCUUGUGAAGUUAAUAUUAUAUAUUGCAACAAAGCGUCCAUGUUGGUGAAUACUGUUUCUGAAGUAAAUUAAAUUUUAUCAGUAUAUUUAUAUGGUCGUAUUUAUGUACAUUCCAAUGUUUGGUAUAGAGUGACAAGAAAUUUAAAUGUUUUGUUAACAAAAACUGUCUAUUAAUGUGAUGGAAAUGAUGAGAGAUAAAUAUCUUUUCUGCAAACAAAGAAAUAUCUAGUCAUUAUUCUGUAAAAAUAUAUGAUCUGUA
Messenger RNA from Nomia melanderi (Alkali bee), 2304 nucleotides. RefSeq names its product diacylglycerol kinase epsilon (gene Dgkepsilon). Gene Ontology annotation, cellular component: membrane. Gene Ontology annotation, molecular function: ATP-dependent diacylglycerol kinase activity. Gene Ontology annotation, biological process: phospholipase C-activating G protein-coupled receptor signaling pathway. The record is from RefSeq and is a predicted model, not a curated record. NCBI's taxonomy places the organism in Eukaryota, Metazoa, Arthropoda, Insecta, Hymenoptera, Halictidae.